Caenorhabditis bovis is the source of this 1314-nucleotide messenger RNA. The record is from the annotation of a GenBank genome assembly. Lineage: Eukaryota; Metazoa; Nematoda; Chromadorea; Rhabditida; Rhabditidae.
AUGCCUGGUGCGUUGAGUAAGGUUGGUGGAAUGGCCAGCGGGUUGUUGGCGGCAUCUCGCCAGGGAACUUUGGCAGCGAACCAAAUUAGGACUGUCGUUCACAAGAGCUUGUUGAGAUUGCCAGCAGAUCAUCCGGAACCAUGGGAUUAUAAGCGCUUUGGAUUCAAAAAUAUUGACGGUUUGAAAGACGAUACCCAAGCCCAUUUCCAUCAAAAUUCGAAGCUCAUCGUUAUCGAAGGAAACAUUGGCUCUGGAAAAUCGACACUCGCUGCUCAGCUCGCCGAUCAGUUGGGAUUCUACUAUAUGCCAGAAUUCCGAAUGGAUGACAUCCUAGUUGAUCGAUAUGGAAACGAUUUAAGAAACUAUUACCAUUUGUUCCCGAAGAGCUAUAGAAUUCCGGACAUGGAAAUGUUCUACAAGAAUCCAACUGACGAUCUUUCUGCUGUCAUGCAGGAUCGAAUUUUUAAAUGCAGAUUCGAUCAGUAUUUGAACGCUCUUGCUCAUAUUAUGAAUACUGGACAAGGAGUUGUUCUUGAACGAACACCACAUUCCGAUUUUGUAUUCGCCAACGCAAUGAGAGACAAGAACUUUAUUGGUCCAGAAUACUUCAAGCAUUAUUAUUACACGAGAAAACUCGCUGUUCCACAACUUCACUUCUGGCCACACUUAGUGAUUUACCUGAACACGCCAGUUAACAAAUGUUUGGAAAAUAUCAAGAGACGAGGAAAUGUUAACGAGAUUGCUGUUGUCGAUGAAGGUUAUUUGAAGACCAUCGAAGAAUCGUACAAAGACUCGCUUCGCGAGUACCGUGUCCAUUCGAAGAUUCUUGCUUAUGACUGGACGAAACCUGGAGAUACUGACGCGGUUGUUGAGGAUAUUGAACGAAUGGACCUCGAUUUCUUUGAGUGGCACAGCGGAGAUGUGAUGGAGGAAUGGAAUACCAUUGUCGAUUCUGUUGGAUGGAAUGGAUGGCGACAAUACGUUACAUCAAAGUAUGAUGCUCGCGGACUCGCAUUCGAAGGAAUUCCAACUCAUGAAGUUGGAGAAUUGUACGUGAACCCUCGUGACACUGGCCACUUCUUGCACGUGAUGCGCAAAGAAGUCCUGAAGUCGCCAUUCGGAUAUGGAUACAUCGCAAAGAACGGCGAUCAUCAAGCCGGAUUAAGCAACUGGCAGAUUGGACAUCAUCUUCCAGAACCAUGGUACGAAUAUUACUACAAGGAGGCGUACUAUGAUGAUUUGACAUCUCACGAAACAUCGUUGGAUUUCGAUUCGGAUUCAUACGAUCCAGAUUAUGUACAUCAUCAUCAUUAG